UUUAGAGGUCGAAGGUUAUACACUGAGAGGGAGAGAAGAAAAAAAGAGAAAGAGAGAGAGACAAAGAGGGUGGAUGAGGGUGAGAAAGAAAGAAAAAUAAGCAAAGGAGAAGAAGAGUAAGAGUGACCUAAGAUUCUCUCUCUUCUGGUAUGUGGCCUGUGAUCUUAAACGAUCUCCGCCCAUAAGAGAGUAAAAAGAAUAUAAGAAAAAAGGUCGCGUGGCCAAGAAGUUCCCACGGUUUGCAAGAGAAUCCAGUUAACAGCAACUUAAGAACAUGUUAGAUGUUUGGAUGAUCUUAAGAAGAAAAUAAGCAUCUGCAUUUCGUUGCGAAAGAAACUGAACUUGCGCCGAGAGAUAAACACGCGUGGGUAACAGGCUCGUUCCAAUACACACUUAUCAUCAUCUUCUUUCUUUUCAUCUUCUCUCUCUUGUUCUCUUUCUCUUUUUUCUUUCGUUUCUCUUUCUCCGACCGUGGGAACAGAGAGCGUGAGAAAAUAAGAUUCCGUUGCUGAGUUUCUUCUUUCCCACGAUCUUUUCUUCCAACAAGUAAAUACCUUUACAUCUUCUUCUCUUCUUCUCGCCAUCAUCUUAAACAUCUUUUCUUUCUCCCUCUUUCAUUUAUCUUCUUCUUCUCUUUCUCUCUUCUCUCUCUUUUCUCUUUCUUCUUCUCCAUUGAUGUAACAACAACAACAAACGUUCAAAUCUCCAAAGACCAAAACCCGAUCAUCUUUUCGUAUCAACUUCAUUCUCACUUCAAACUCUCAACAAUCAACAUCAACUUUUCUUUUUUUUUCUUUUUUCAUUUUUCAUUUCAUUUCAUUUUAUUUCUUCUUCUUCUUUUUAAUUUGUUAAUUACCUUCGUUGUCCAUCAUCAUGAAAAUGUCCAUCACUCGAGUUGAUCCUUUGUCCAUUGAGAUUCCAAAAAAACCUCCGAAUAAAUCGGCUUCUGAACAUCGACGAGCAACUAAACCGAUUAUGGAGAAACGAAGACGAGCUCGAAUCAAUAAUUCAUUGGAACAAAUCAAAUCUCUAGUUCUUGUUGGUCUAAAUAAAGACCCAACCAAACACACUAAAUUAGAGAAGGCUGAUAUUCUCGAAAUGACUGUCGAAUAUCUUAAAGAUCUUGUACAAAUUAAAUCGAUUGACAAAUUAUCUGCAAUGAAAAGUUUCGUCGCUGGAAUUGAUGAAUGUGCUUCUGAGGUGAAAAAGUUCGUCAAUGGUUCAAAUGAUGUUGAUCUGGCGAUGAAAAGGCGAAUUGUUUCUUCCCUGAAAAAUAAUUUAUCUUCAUUAAAACUCACCAAUGGUCUUAAUCACAAUUCUAAUCUGGUUUCAUCAACAACCUCAUCAUCUUCAUCAACUGGUCCAUCAUCUCCCAUCCUAAGUCCACUUAACAUGAAAACCGAACCAGUCUCACCUUUAACCGUUAAUCGAGAUGCAUUAACAACAAUCUCCUUUAAUUACAACAAUUCAACCAAAAGUCAAUCACAAUUAACUCCACCACCUUCAGCCAAUUCAUCUAAUGAAUCUUUCAGAUUUUCCCCUGUUCACUUUGAUCAUCAAUCUCAUCAUAAUCUUCACAAUCAAUAUCUUAACCAUCACCUUAAUCAAUCAUCAAAUUAUAUCAUCUCACCAAUUUCACCUUCAUCACAUCUCAUCGACGAUCCAAUGGAUUGUAUUCCGUUGAUUGUUCCAAAUCAUCUAAAUUAAAUCUCGACGAUAACGUUUGGAGGCCUUGGUAAUUAGUGUCUUACCAACACCAAUGGAUUAAAUUCACCACCGGUGCCUUAACUUAAUUAGUUAACGGAAGAAAAGAAAAACUAAUUGCCACAACAAUUAAAAACUUUCUUUCUUCUUCCUCAUCAUUAUUAACAAAUCAACAAUUGUUAAUUGUCGUUGAUCAUCAGCAUCAUUAUCACUAUUAUAUUUCCCUUCUAUUGAUCUCUUUCUCUGUAAAUAGAUUUAAUCAACAUCAUAAAUUGAUUAAAUAUCUAUUCAUAAUUAAUCUAA
Molecule: messenger RNA, 2007 nt
Organism: Panonychus citri (citrus red mite)
Lineage: Eukaryota; Metazoa; Arthropoda; Arachnida; Trombidiformes; Tetranychidae
Product: transcription factor HES-4-A-like
Exons: 2
Coding region: 874-1707 (277 amino acids)
Biological process (GO): regulation of neurogenesis; anterior/posterior pattern specification; regulation of transcription by RNA polymerase II
Cellular component (GO): nucleus
Molecular function (GO): DNA-binding transcription factor activity, RNA polymerase II-specific; protein dimerization activity; RNA polymerase II cis-regulatory region sequence-specific DNA binding
Source: RefSeq, a predicted model, not a curated record